CCACUUGGCACACAGAUCACUCAGAUCACUGAUCACACUUUCCUCAGAAGAUCAGAGAGAGCAGACUUCCCCAACAUGGCAAGAGUCUGGAUGCUGCUGCUGCUGCUUUUGAAUAUUUUGUUCACGUGUAGUCUAUCUAUGGAUAUCCAGUUGAUCAAAGUGCACCCUAAGCAAGCCAUCUCUGGUGUAUUUGAAGCAACCCUCGGAAAUGAAUAUGCCUUGAAUGCAUCAGCAGCCAGAGAUAUUUGCGAGCAUCUAGGUGUGACUAUUGCAAACAAAGCACAGGUAGUGGAGGCACAGAAGCAUGGACUGGAAACAUGCAGGUUUGGCUGGAUAGAUGAGCAAAUUGCUGUUAUUCCAAGAGUUCAGGUUAAACAAAGCUGUGGCAAUGGUGCAGUUGGGGUUAUCGUGUGGCGUGCUGAUCUCAGUAAGAAAUUUGAGGUCUUUUGCUUUAAUGAAACAGAUUUCGAGGCCCAAAAUUUCGAGGCAACACAUUCACCCGUUUCUCCCACAUCUCAAGCUGGAGUUCAUCUCAGGAAAACCCCAUUUUCAAAACCAUCUUCUCAAUCGUCUCCUCGCCAAUCUUUCCCUUCCUCUGUUCCUCCUGAACUCUCCCGCAGUCCCUCCCUAAACCAGAUGGAUGAAGAAAGGAUACAUUUGCCCAUGAGUGGUACCCCAGCAUCAAUAGGCGCUGUUCCAGUGGCACUACUGAUCACAGUCACCUUUGCCGUCCUGCUUGCUGUAUUUCUGGCACUUUACUAUUUCAAAAUGAACAGACCCCGCUUGACUCUAUAUGAUGCAGAGCAGCAGAAGGAGUACAUUGAGACGGAGGUUUUGGAGCACUGUAAUAAGAAAGACCUCCAGAAACCACAGGAGGAAAACCACAAGGAGGAGAAGGAGGAGGACGUUCACAACAACAUCAGUGAAAGUUCUUCAGACUUAGACUGAAACUAUUUCCUGAUACAUCACCGCCUGUGUUAUUUAUCAGGACAUUCCACAUACGAUGGCUAAGACUGAAAAAAAGAUGUUCUUUGUGUGUCUCAUAAGUUGUAGUUCUGUAACAAAGUACAAAAUGGCACAAAUGUGUUUAUUUAUUUGUAGGCUGGAUAAUGAUUGAAAAUUAUUUUUAUUACAUUAAAUAAUUAAAUAACUAGGUUUGUUUUUUGGACCUUUAA
Messenger RNA from Xyrauchen texanus (razorback sucker), 1175 nucleotides. It is a transcript of the gene lyve1a, whose product is annotated as lymphatic vessel endothelial hyaluronic receptor 1a. Gene Ontology annotation, cellular component: plasma membrane. Gene Ontology annotation, molecular function: hyaluronic acid binding; transmembrane signaling receptor activity. Bases 76 to 948 code for a protein of 290 amino acids. The transcript is spliced from 6 exons. The record is from RefSeq and is a predicted model, not a curated record. NCBI's taxonomy places the organism in Eukaryota, Metazoa, Chordata, Actinopteri, Cypriniformes, Catostomidae. Gene Ontology annotation, biological process: cell adhesion.